CAAUCAGAACGAAGGGGUGGGAUUAUACACUAAUCCUAACAAAAUGGCGACUGUUGUUGUUUUGCCGCAGGGUCACUGAUUAAAUCCGUUUAUCGUUUCUGCUCAUUUCUGCAGCCGUAGUUCAGAAACAUCGCUAAGAUACGUACCGGAAGGGUCAUCUCCGCCCGGGCUGAAAUGAAAGGCAAAGAGCGGUCGCCGAUCAAAAAACGGUCCCGGGCCCUGGAAGAUAUUCGAGACAGGGGAGGAUGUCAUCCGACCAGCAAGAAAAUGGGGGCUCUCUCCGUUUCCAGUGGGAGUAAUAAUGGGAACAGCUCGACAAAAGGCGACGGUGGCUCGACGAGACGGAGUCUGCUCGGUGAGAAAAGAGACAGAGACUUCGACGGCCACGGCCGGACUGGAAAUAACCACAGCUGUCAGUCUGCUGCGGUUAAAAACCACAGCCUGAGUCUGACGCUGGAUUUAGCCUCACCGAGGGGCGUCUCUUCGCGAGCGGAGCAGCGGAUCCAGCCGCCCAGCACCGAGAGUGAGUACAAAACACUGAAAAUCAGCGACCUCGGCUCCCAGCUGAGCGAUGAGGACAUAGAGGACGGACUGUUUCAUGAAUUCAAAAAAUUCGGCGACGUGAGCGUCAAGAUGAGCCGCUGCAGCGAUGGACGGAUAGCGUUUGUGAAUUUCAGAAAGCCGGAGGACGCCAGAGCGGCUAAACACGCCAGAGGCCGGUUGGUGCUGUACGACCGGCCGCUGAAGAUCGAGGCGGUCUACAUUAACAGGAGACGGAGCCGAUCUCCGGUGGAGAGGGACUUAUACGUGGCGGCUCAGAGUCACAGACAUCUGCAGAGACCCCUGUCGCCCACCGGGCUUGGAUACAGAGACUACCGCCUGCAGCAGUUGGCUCUGGGACAGUUGCCCCCUCCCCCGCCGCCCCCUUUGCCCAGAGAACUGGAGCGGGACCGUGAGUUUGCACUGUUUGAAGCCAGGGCGCGUCCUGCUUUCAUUGCAGAACGGGCAGCCUUCAGAGAAGAGGAUUUUAUCGCCCCUGAAGAUGACCAAAGAGCCAACAGGACGUUGUUUCUGGGCAACUUGGACAUAACUGUUGCAGAGGCGGACCUGAGGAGGGCUUUUGACAGGUUUGGGGUCAUCACAGAAGUGGAUAUAAAAAGACCCAUCAGAGGACAAACCAGUACGUAUGGAUUUUUGAAAUUUGAAAACCUUGACAUGGCUCAUCGUGCCAAGCUUAGUAUGUCUGGCAAAAUAGUGGGUCGCAACCCCAUAAAGAUAGGUUAUGGCAAACCCAUGCCCACCACACGCUUGUGGGUGGGGGGACUUGGACCCUGGGUGCCGCUACCUGGCCUAGCGAGAGAGUUUGAUCGUUUUGGGACAAUAAGGACCAUAGACUACAGAAAAGGGGACACUUGGGCCUACAUUCAGUAUGAAAGUUUAGAUGCUGCACAAGCAGCUUGGACACACAUGAGGGGCUUCCCUCUGGGAGGACCAGAGAGACGUCUCAGAGUGGACUUUGCAGACUCUGAGCAUCGCUACCCGCAGCAGUUCCUGCAGCCUCUACCUAUACCACCGUUUGACAUGGUGGCUGAGUCAUUUGUUCACCGUGCCACGCCUGAACCUCUUCGGGUCAGAGACCGGACUCCUCCGCCACUUCAUUUCAGGGACAGAGAGCUCUUCCCUGGAGCCGACUGGCCCAACCCAGCCCUCCGUGAACGUGUACGGGCCUCACCCUUUGAGCCUCUGGAACAUUUGGAACGGGAGCGGAGGGCACGGGAGCCUUGGUCUUUGGAACGUGAGCUGCAGGGACGAGAACCUGUACGCAAACGGCGUGCAGUCGAGGAGGGACGCCAUCUGGACCUCUCUCCUGACAGCACUGAGAGGACAGUAAGAAGGCGACGAGCCUCCCCAGAGGGGAGUCCUGGAGGCAGCAGUCGGGACGGAGGGCGCUUCAGUGAUUCAGAGCGCCCCAUGCGAGGUGAGAGAGCCUCUCCAGUAAGAGAAUGUCACAGCAGCCUGGAGAGGGGCGGGACAGAACGCCGGCUAAAAAGCCAGAGUCUCUCUGAUAAAGGACCAUCAAGUGGCGCUGUGGUAGCAGCUGCAGACCGCAAGCGAAAAGCUGUUGAUGGUGGCAAAGGGCCCGCCAAGAGAGAACGUUCUGAAAGCAGCUCCAAGGGAGGUCAACUGGCCAAGUCCGAUGGCACCAAACUCAGUCUAGCUUGGCAAGGCAUGCUGCUCCUGAAGAACAGCAACUUCCCAGCCAACAUGCACCUGCUGGAGGGUGACCACAGCGUAGCCAGCGACCUACUGAUCGACAGUGCAACGGGAAGGCAGGUGAGCGAGCUGAAGAUCACGCAGCGUCUCCGCCUGGACCAGCCCAAGCUUGACGAAGUAUCCCGCCGCAUCAAGGUGGCAGGUCCUGGCGGCUACGCCAUCCUGCUGGCCGUCCCUGGAACCACGGAGGAUACGUUGUCCGACUCUGCAGCCUCGACCCAGCGGCCGCUCCGCAACCUGGUGUCCUACCUCAACCAAAAACAAGCAGCCGGAGUCAUCAGCCUUCCCGUGGGGGGCAGCCGGGAUAAAGACAACGCAGGGGUCCUUCAUGCUUUCCCCCCCUGUGAUUUUUCCCAGCAGUUCUUGGAUUCAUCUGCCAAAGCCCUGGCAAAAAGCAAAGAGGACUAUCUGGUUAUGAUAGUGGUUCGUGGCGCAUCAUAAAAAGUGACCAUACACUAAAAUGAAGUGGAGUUUAGAAAAAAAAUCUGCUGUAUGUCAGUAAUUAUUGCAUGCUGUGUGUUCUGCAUCCUGGGGUACAGUAGUGUGCUUCUCCAGUGUUUGAAUGUUGCCAUAUAAUCCACUAAAAGGACAAACGGUGCCCUUCUGUAAAACAAAAAGGUCAUUUUUCUUUCUUUUUAACUACUUUUCAGUGGGUGUUUGAACCUGAUCACAAUCACAAACCUGCUGUAUUAUCAGACUUCUGGAAAAUGGUUAAAUAUGAGGCGAUAUUAUAGGAAUUCAAUCAGUUCAAAUCCCAUGACAUUUAUGAGCUUUUCGGUCAUACGGAGAUUUUAGUCUUUGGUUCAUUUACAGGUUUAAAGGGUUACAAAGAUUUUAGACAUGGAGUGAUUUUAUAAUAUACCGCUACCAUUACAAUUAAACUACAGCUUCAAAGCAAUGUUAGUUAAAUAUAUUUUAAAAAAACACCCAUAAUGGUCAACUUUGUUUUUUGGCUGCAGUGCUUAGUGUCAUCAGUUUGUACUGGUAUUAUUACAACAACUUCCCUCACUGGUUAUGUGCACAAGGCAUGACUUACAGUACGGUGAUGCGUUGCAUUUCUUAUUUUAGAUUUUCAAGCGUAGAAAUGAAGCUGAGCAGGAUUUUUUUUUUUUUCAAACUCAAGGUGUAAAGAAGAGGGGGAAAAAAAUACUAAUUGCACAGCUCUCCUCCAGUUGAUCACUUUCCAGUUAAAUUUACUACCUAAAAUAUUUAUAUCGCUUCUAGUAAAGUAGUUUAAUAAGUCUAAGUGGAGUGUGAUUUACUGAAGAAGCGCUGUGCAGUGUGUUUUAAUGGCGAAUAAAAGGUUUUGACUGGUUCAAAGGUGGAAAAUGAUGUGAAGGUCAGCGGUUGAAACAUUUCUUAAUACAGGUCAUACAUUUCAGUCUAUAAAGUCUCUGAAUUCAUACAUUUCUUCAGUGCUAUUGUUUAAACUUUAUUGCAUCUGUGUUAAAGGGAUAAUUAGAUUUAUCUUUGCAGUGAGGUUCUGUGAGGCUCUGACCUGUAAUAGAAAGAUUUCACAUCACAGUAAGUUUGUAGAAAAGUAAAAAGAAAAGUCCCCAAAUCUGUGAAGGCUAACAUUGAGUCAGAUGAGCCCCCUGUUUUAGCUGAGUUUAGCAAUUUCAAACAACUCGAACUUAAAAUGUUCAUAUUUGCUGGAUGUGGUAUAGCAGCAGGUAUAAAACCAUCUACACUUUCACAAGGGGGUUUGGAUAAGUUUAUCACCUUCUUUCUCAGCCAAACGCUUUAGCUGAUUGUAGCAGCUAAAGCGUUGAGGCUUUCUGACUUGUUAGCCUUUCACAACUCUAGGGAUUUUCUUGCUCACUGUGAUGGGAGAUUACAUACCACUACACUUAAAGGAGCUAUUACCGAUAAUAAGGUCACUGACCUUCACUUAUUCACAAAUUUCUGCAUUAUCCACAAAUUUAAGUGUAAAGAUCAGACUCUCAUGUCAAAUUUGUGUUUAACAUAGAAACCAGCCCACACCAUGAUACUAACGGAAAAUACUGCAACUUUCUUUUUUUAUUGACUUAAUUUGUUAUCUUUUUGUGCAACAUUAUUUUUGCUUGGAGAGGAUCUGGCAUUGCAUUAUAUAAAAACUGAAGUACUUAUGGACAAAAAGAAAAACGAAAGGUUAGACAGCUUCAUGUUUAUAGUUGAUGCCCUGGUUCUUUUAUUUCCCUGACCCAGUAACCCACACCUUCAUAGGAAUAAUCAAACCCAGUAAAUUGAUGGUAUAAAGGAAUAAACCUGCUAUCAGUACAGUUGGUUUUAACAGUGGUUUAACCGUUAAUAUGGAGUUUAAUUUUAGAAGUUUAAAUUACAGUAAUUCAUACCUGCCAAUAUUUUGUUCUUAGGUCUUCUUACAACUGUAUUGUUUAUUUGUAUUUAGUCAUGCAGUAGUGACUUACUCUGAAUAAUAAGUUGCUGAUUUUUGGUUCCAUAUGUAAUGAAAACGUUCAUGUUUGCUUGUACGCGCAGACAUCACACCCGCUGAAACUUUGGACUCUGGAAGACGCAGAGCUACUAACCUCUGUGGAAAAAAGGCACCGUUGUAUGUGUGAGUCCUCGCUGAUGAGGAAGCUUUUUAAGUUGUGUAGUCCAUCCAGCACCUGUGAUGACUUCUGUUUUAAGUGGAAAAAUUGAGCAAUGUACGCUUUGAUGUCAUGGGGAAAGGAAAAUCCGUAGUGCCCAUGCGAAGCUGUUCACGUAACUGCGAGUGCAUUUGGGCACUUAAUGUGACCGAUUAUCAAUAAAUUGUUCAUGUGAAGGGAAAA
Messenger RNA from Girardinichthys multiradiatus, 5048 nucleotides. RefSeq names its product RNA binding motif protein 15 (gene rbm15). Gene Ontology annotation, molecular function: mRNA binding. The record is from RefSeq and is a predicted model, not a curated record. Gene Ontology annotation, cellular component: nucleus. Bases 175 to 2715 code for a protein of 846 amino acids. The transcript has a single exon. Gene Ontology annotation, biological process: regulation of alternative mRNA splicing, via spliceosome. Lineage: Eukaryota; Metazoa; Chordata; Actinopteri; Cyprinodontiformes; Goodeidae.